AGUGAGAGGUGUGAGGUGCGACAGUCAGCGUGGUGGUGGUGACAGAAGCAGAGGUAUCUUUCACACUCUUCUUGUCGCUAACCACGCUCGCCGAGCCGCCACUGCAGCUCCUACUCUCACAUAUUCCAAAUCCACAAUACAGACUGAUAAAAAAAAAAUAAUCUUCUCAAGCGUUCAUCAAAAUUGAAGCUGACAACAAGUUAUCCCGUGAAGAGACAGCUGGAGAAGAUAUGAAGUAAUCUGUCGUACACUAACACAUUCCAUGUUUCAUGGUGUCUCUGCAGCUAUCAGGAUUCAUCUAUAACAAGGCCUCGACGCAAUGUUUAGGUUCCACAGCGUCUUGUUACUGCUGGUAACUUAUUCAGGAAAUUUUGGGCGACUGUUGCUGGCAACUAAAUUUUCGGCACUCGAUGAUUGUGCCUCUUUUCCGGUAGCAUCACUGAUGAACACCGACUGUGUUAGAAUAACAGUAUAUAACAGGCGGACGUUUCCCUUUACUUUUAAUGACCCGCGAAUGCUGUUGCAGCCACAUUCUGAAACCUUGCAAGACGACGCAGACAGCGUGCUCAAGUUUGCCACGAAUAACCUGGAACAAUCUAUAAAAGAAAAUUUACCUCAGAGGGAAACAGAGAAUUAUCAGGAACCUCAAAAGAAUGACCUACUUCAGGCUAAUAUAAACACCUUGAUUAUACCAACCAAGGAGGAACUUCAGCAGCCUAUUAACAAGAUCCCGCAUCAGACUAGGAGACGAGGUCUGGUGACACCUACGAAUGAAGACGUGCAUGAACAGUUACUGGAGGACCAGCAGCAGGGCGAGGUGUGGGCGCUACUGGAAAAGACAGUGUGGGCGUGCCACCAACUCCUCCAGUACUUCGACGCUCACCUCACACAGAUGAACUUCGAUGCUGUCCUUGGUACUCGCAUCGCUGAAGGUGAGGAAAAGUUGGUGGAGAAGCAGUCUGAUGAGUGUCUGGCUGAGUUACUUGGGGGCACCGUGUACCAUGACGGUGGUGUUGACGAGGACACCAGCGGUGGUGAUGUGCUUUGCAUUGUAAGUCAAAAAUGCUGGCAACGCAUGACUGCUCAAGGCUACUCGGGAUAUUCACUCACACAUCAAGUCUUCUACCUCACCAUAGGACUACGGGCAGGGUGUGGCGAGCAACUGGAGCUGCUGGCUGCGAGGGAUGGUGGUGUUAAUGGUGGUGCUAGGAGUGAUGUGACGCACAUCUUGGCGGAGCUGUGCACCGCGGUAUUACAAGAAGCUACCGCCAUCUCUCAGGCUGGCUUCCCAGACUAUCGUCGCGACCUCUUCAUGGAACAAGGUGCACUCUGUGGAAUCCUCGGGUACAGGAAUUUCUUCAAGAAGGACUGGCUGUCUCGGGUUCUCUCUUGGCAGAAGGAUCCAGGAUGUUUUGGAGCUUCAUCUGUUAUCCCUGACCAGCUCUCCACCACACCUGACCAGCUCUCCACCACACCUGACCAGCUCUCCACCACACCUGACCAGCUCUCCACCACACCUGACCAGCUCUCCACCACACCUCACCACACAAGAAUGCGUCGCGAGGAGCGCCCCAUGGGCGGACACUGCCUGGCACACCGAUCAGCAGUCGCUCUGGGCUACCUCAGUCUCUCAGUUCGAUUCCUGGUUACCGUCCUCUAGAUGUUUUGAGGAUGUCCCCUCUGCUGUUUCUGCUUCAGUCGAGCUUCAUCCUUGACGCACUUAUACACCACUCACACAAUGUAUGAGCAUCACCGGCAAGACAGAAUUGUCCAAAUUUGUGCUCUCUCUGUAGCGCCACUUAAAAGUAAGGGCAAUGUCUCAAAAAGGAGAAUAACAUAACACUAACAUUGUGUAAAUGCUAAUAAAAUAUAAUCAUUAAA
This is a messenger RNA of Cherax quadricarinatus, 1881 nucleotides long. NCBI's taxonomy places the organism in Eukaryota, Metazoa, Arthropoda, Malacostraca, Decapoda, Parastacidae. The record is from RefSeq and is a predicted model, not a curated record.